AUGCAAUUUCUCCGCGGCUGCCCUCGAAGAAGUGGCCAGGACCUGGCAAAUGUGCCUUUUGUACACCAACGGAUCGGUUUGGUCACUGGCGCAAACAAUCCGCUUCGAGCCUGCCAAAGUCUUUUCCGGAAGCAUACUUCAACAAAUGAUGAAGAUUUAUGGACAGGGGUUCAUAAUAUUCAAGAAGACAUAUAUAUUAAGUGUGCCACUUUUGACAAGUGGAAACUCCUCGCUGCAUCACAAGCCAUGAUGCUACUUAUUUUACUCAGACUGCGUCAUGGCAGCAACCACGAUGCAUUUCCGGCAGUUGAUAUUGCACUUCUUUAUUCGUUACAGCUACGUACUACCCUGCUCUCUGGAAAUAGGGCCGUUCAUGACUGGCAAGCAUGGAUCUUUCGAGAAUCUUUAAUCCGAACAGCGACCAUUUACUUUUUGAUGAGAAUAUUAGUGUCGACUGAGUGUGGAAUCUCUUGCGAUGGUCCGAAUGAUUGGCGCUUGGAGGAAAUCCCACUCCUAGCCUCGAAGGCGGCAUGGGAGGCUACAAAUGAGAUUGCGUGGGAGGCCGCAUCUAGGAUUUCCGUGGUACCAUCUACGGUGUUAAGAUACGGGGAUUUGAUUGGCACGGAAGGAUAUCAUCCCAAUUCUGGAACCGCGCAUCAAAUUGAGACAUGGCUAGAGGGCGCCGACGAAUUGGGGCUCAUCACGAGUAUUUCUAGCACUCUGGUUAAUCAACACUACAAAACUUAGUCGGCAUCGAUGUACACGAGCCCGACAUGUUUGGGAGAAUAUUGUGGUUCUGCAUGUUUCCGGGAGGCAGAAAGAACAGAAUGAGUUGAAAAUCCGGCUGCGGCGUUGAGUGCCACUGACUCUCCAUUAUGCUGCGAAACUUAUAUAUAGAUACAAGGCCCUAUGUGUUUGUAAAGACCCAG
Messenger RNA from Trichoderma harzianum CBS 226.95, 929 nucleotides. RefSeq lists its product as hypothetical. NCBI's taxonomy places the organism in Eukaryota, Fungi, Ascomycota, Sordariomycetes, Hypocreales, Hypocreaceae. The record is from RefSeq and is a predicted model, not a curated record. The transcript is spliced from 3 exons. Bases 1 to 747 code for a protein of 248 amino acids.